GAACUGGGAAUCUUAUCAUUGACUAAAAAGUCUAUAAAAAACCAGUAAAUAUGGCUGGCAAAAUUGUUAGACCAAGAACUAGAGCAACUAGAAGUUUACACAAUAUUGAAACAGAAGAUCUAAAUUCAGCCAAGCCUCCUGUGAAUCUCCACAAGAGAUCUUGCACACAUAAUGUUCUUUGUGAAAAUGACAUUGAUGACAUUUUACUGGAAGAAGUCGGUGGUGUGCGAAAUGGCAUUUCUCAAGCAAGUGAAGCUGAAAAUUUUUGAAAAGGGCGCGGACCAGCAAAGGGACUUCAAACAAAGAAUGAUAAUAAACUUGAAGUCGAGUGGAAUGAGUAUUUGCAACCAGUGGGUGAGAACAAAAGCAAACUUGCAUCUUAUUUGGGAACCUUGGCACGUAAUGGAGUGAGACUACCUCUUUCGUUUGAUACAUGGAUAAAAGUUCCUCAAAGUAUGAAGGAUUUUAUUUGGGAAUAGAGCAAUGUUGUUGCUCCACUUGCUUACAAAAAAAUCUGUUUGCAAACUAUUUCUGCACAAUGGCGUGAUUGGAAGUCUCGUGUGAAGGAGGAUUACUUUGAUAUUAAUAAAACAAAAGAAGAAAAUUUGUUUGCAACUCCCAGCCUCAUUACAGAUCAAGAGUGGAAAUUUCUUGUUGAAAAGUGGCACACACCAAGAGAACAGGGAAAUGCUGCCAAAAAUCAACGCAAUCAAACUUUUGUGGGCCCUCCGCAUCGUACUAGAAGGAAGUCAUGCGCUGAUAUACGUUACGAGAUGGAACAAACUGGAAAACCGACUGAUAAAUUGAGCGUCUACCUUGAAAUGAGGGUGAAUAAAGAUGGCACAACAAAAGAUCACCAAACACUUGAACAAAUAAAAGCAUUUGAUGAGCGAUUAGAUGAGCUGAAUGAGGAUGAGUGUGACUGUGUAGAAAAAAGAAAUGAAAUAUUUGAUGAAAUUAUGAGACCUGAAAAUCAUGGGUGUUGCUGCACAAUGGGAACUGGACCAACCAAAUCUCAAAUAAAUAGCAAGAUGAGAGAGGAUGAAUCACUUGGUAACAAGGAGCAACUUAAAAAAGAACUAAUGGAAGAGGUCAAAAAUCAUUAUGAGCCUCUAUAAUUGCUGAAUUGAACUCCAGAAUUGAUGACUUGACAGCAAAGUUAGAUGCCUCACAAGAAAAA
Molecule: messenger RNA, 1180 nt
Organism: Cuscuta europaea
Lineage: Eukaryota; Viridiplantae; Streptophyta; Magnoliopsida; Solanales; Convolvulaceae
Source: the annotation of a GenBank genome assembly